CCGAAAUUGGCAUUGGACGUGUCUGGAUUGUAAAGGCUAGUUCAAUAAAAUUUUGUACAUUACAAUGAAGAUUGACUUCUAGUGGGAAGAACGUGAAACAGAUCUCUCAGCAAAAACACCUAUAGGUGUGUAUUAUAAUUUAGUUGGGGAUCAUAUUGGCUCAAGAAAAUGCCGGGCACGCCUACUGCUCGAGUGAUGGAGGUGGAGGGUGUGGACACCAGUAAAAUCGAGGACUUUCCAUUGUCGGGGUUAAAGGUUGUAGGGGCGGUCCAAAUCGGACUAGGGGGUAUCUGUAUAACCCUCGGAUUGGUGGAUAUUCUUAUGUACGUGUUUGAAGAUCAAGAGGAAUUGUUUGCCACCGCAGCCAAGCCCAUCUCACCUGACCUACAGGAAGCUCGCUCAACACUAAUGUCUCUGACGAUCUCGUCCGCUCCCAUCUGGUGUGGUUUAUGGUUCUGUGUGGCCGGAGCAAUGGCAGCUUGUAUGUCGCAGAGGAACAAAUCGACGCUCAACUAUUUUAAAUUGACGUUCCUGGUUCUAAGUAUAAUGAACGCCGCCAUCUUCGGUCCUGUAUGUAUGACGGUAACAACCAUUGUCUCGGUAAUGAGACACACGAUGGAUGCCGAGACGUACCGAUGGUUAAUCCCAAUCCUGAUAGCAUUCUUCUCCUUCAAUGAGAUCGCAUUUGCCAUAGUAUCCGCUUCAAUCUGCUGCUGUUGCUCCCCUCUGAGAACGAAUAGGGUGAAAGUUCUCCUUGCCACACAAAGAGAAGACAGUAAAUUAUUCACGGUAUCCAACAAAUUCAUUGAUCCGGAACCGGAAACAACAAAGAAACCCCACAAUGUCAACAAAAAACCCGAUCGCUGGCCUAAGAAGGAAAACAAACCUAUUCAAGAGGAGCCUGUUGUCAUGGAGGAGGAGCCAUAUUUCUCGAAUGAGAAUCUUGCAAAUCACAAAGACCGCCCCACAACAAAAGAUUCCGUCGCCAGCUACGUCAGGCUGAAGAGGCUGGCGCUCCCAUCGUCAGAGCCACUGACGACGUUCUAAGGGAGACAACUCUAUGUAAAAUUGUAGACUUGUUUUGAUCAAUGACAGACUAUUCUGUCGAGAAACUGACAAAUAUUAUCCAUAUUAUAAUAACAAUUGAUUAUAAAGAGACCAAUUAUGGUCUAUAUACAAUCAACCCUUUAGCUAAGAUGUUUUUAUCACUUAUAAUGACGCCCCCCCCCCCCCCCCCCCCCCCCCAAAACAAAUGAAAUAUUCAUAGUUUUUUUUUAAAAUGUUUACUUUGAAAAAAGAAUGCGUUGUCAAGAAAAAGUCUGAACAUGUUUAUAAUUUUGAAACGUUCAUGUCAACACUUAUCGGAUAAAUUCGUGUCGUAUAAAUGACCAAUGGUUUACACAAUUAUGAUUUACAAAUUCCGUCGUACACCCAGAUCUUCAGUUUGUUUUCGUAUUGUAAGAUUUAGUUGCUACAAAACAUUCACUGACAAAGGACCAUCCAUCCUGCAUCGAAUUGUUUUUCUGCGCGAAAAGAUUGAAUUUGUCUGAUUGAUAGGCUUUAAUUGAUCAUGAUAUAAGUCGAAAAUUUGUUUCACCCAACAUGGUUUGUAUAAGCCUAAAAGUAACAACGACGUGUAGAUGUAAGCAUAAAUCGGUUGAGUGACUUCGCCGAUGGACCUACAAACAUAUCAUUUACAUGUACUUUGAAUGGAUGUUUACAUGUGUAGAAAAUAAAGAUUUAUAUAGAA
Molecule: messenger RNA, 1750 nt
Organism: Pecten maximus
Lineage: Eukaryota; Metazoa; Mollusca; Bivalvia; Pectinida; Pectinidae
Exons: 6
Coding region: 169-1047 (292 amino acids)
Cellular component (GO): membrane
Source: RefSeq, a predicted model, not a curated record